Messenger RNA from Linepithema humile (Argentine ant), 570 nucleotides. RefSeq names its product small ribonucleoprotein particle protein SmF (gene SmF). Lineage: Eukaryota; Metazoa; Arthropoda; Insecta; Hymenoptera; Formicidae. The record is from RefSeq and is a predicted model, not a curated record. Gene Ontology annotation, molecular function: RNA binding. Gene Ontology annotation, biological process: mRNA splicing, via spliceosome; spliceosomal snRNP assembly. Gene Ontology annotation, cellular component: catalytic step 2 spliceosome; pICln-Sm protein complex; U1 snRNP.
AGAUAUUUGGAACUAUUCAUGGUAACGAGGUUAGUUGCAUACCGAAAGGCGUGAUACGGUCUCAAGCCGGGGUUAGGAAUCCAAAAAUUAGAAAAAGUAGAAAUUGCACGCUGUGCUUGAAAGAUUUUUAUUUAUUUGCAAAAUACAUUUUUCAAAAUUUUUACCAUGGCUGCGACAAUGCCCGUAAAUCCCAAACCAUUUCUAAAUGGUUUAACUGGAAAACCAGUGAUGGUGAAAUUAAAGUGGGGUCAUGAGUAUAAAGGUUACUUAGUUUCAGUGGAUGGAUAUAUGAAUUUACAGUUAGCAAAUACUGAAGAACAUAUAGAUGGUAAUUGCACUGGAAAUCUCGGAGAAGUAUUAAUCAGAUGCAAUAAUGUCAUGUAUAUAAGAGGAGUGGAAGAAUCGGAUGAAGAAGGCGAGAUGAAGGACUAACUGUAAUAAUUGUAAUAAAUAUUUAAUCCAAUCUAAAGCUAAAUGUGUAGAUUAAUCUUAUACUAUUAAGUGCGUUAACUUAAUUCAAAACACAAAAAUAAUUUUGACAAAUUAAUAAAACAUUUUUUUACAAUAAAA